This is a messenger RNA of Penicillium cosmopolitanum, 453 nucleotides long. RefSeq lists its product as uncharacterized. NCBI's taxonomy places the organism in Eukaryota, Fungi, Ascomycota, Eurotiomycetes, Eurotiales, Aspergillaceae. The record is from RefSeq and is a predicted model, not a curated record. The coding region runs from base 1 to 453 and encodes 150 amino acids. The transcript has 2 exons.
AUGACUUCAGCAAACCCCCCACCGAACGCUAAACUUGCCCAACGUAUCCAACGCCUAAUGGCAGUAGGCUACUCAGGCAUGGGCUCAUGGUGUCUCCUAUUCCCAUCAACAGUAAUUGGGCUCUCCCUUGUACCAAAAUACGCCACAACAGAAUACACACCAACACUUCUAAUGCGCUGUUUCGGCGCUCAAGCGACAACUUGUGGCGUACUGCUCGGUACGGCUAACAUGACGCCGAAGAGUUUCGUGGCGUUUGGCCUUGCUAUGAUUCCUUAUCUGGGGUUUAAUUAUUGGUUUGGGGUUGGUCCUGGGAAAGGGGUAUUUACUUCUUUGCUGUGGUUGGAUUUUGUGGGGAAUGUUACUUUUUGCGCUGGUUCGUUUUAUUGUGCUUGGUUGUUGGGACGGGAUGAGGAGGAGGUGGAGGGGGGUGGUCGGUUGAGGAAGGAUGAGUGA